AUGAAAGCUGUGUACCGUGAGAAGGCCAACGGCUUCGAGUGCACUGCCGCCAAGCCGAUGGUCCAGACGGGAACCGCAACCCGUAUGGCCAACGGCAUCGGGCGCGGCACCGUCCUGGUUCGCGGCGGCAACCCCGAGAAGAACCAGUCGGCCAUGGUCCGCGUCAUCCGGAUGCUCUUCGUGGUCGUGGUCGAGUUUUUCGUCUGCUGGACGCCACUUUACGUGGUCAACACCUGGUCCCUGUACGACCCCAAGUCGGUAUACGACACCCUGGGCCCCACGGGCGUCAGCGUCGUCCAGCUGCUGGCGUACGCGUCCUCCUGCUCCAAUCCCAUCACCUACUGCUUUAUGCACCAAAAGUUCAGAGAGGGCUUCUUGACGGCCGCCGGCUGCCGCGAGGGAUGCGGCCGCAGGGAAGCGGGUGCCAGCAGGAAGUCUUCGGCCAAGUCCAACUUUGCAUCGGGAGCAUCGGGGACGGCUCUAAACUACAUGGGAUCCCAAAGAAAAGCGCAGAAGGAACCAGAUGCUGACAGUACCACCGUUCAGACCCCUUGUAAGGAUGCUGGUGAAGAAGAAUCAAGCGCAUAG
This is a messenger RNA of Ixodes scapularis (black-legged tick), 588 nucleotides long. Its product is annotated as cholecystokinin receptor type A-like. Gene Ontology annotation, cellular component: membrane. Bases 1 to 588 code for a protein of 195 amino acids. The transcript is spliced from 2 exons. Lineage: Eukaryota; Metazoa; Arthropoda; Arachnida; Ixodida; Ixodidae. The record is from RefSeq and is a predicted model, not a curated record. Gene Ontology annotation, molecular function: neuropeptide receptor activity. Gene Ontology annotation, biological process: neuropeptide signaling pathway.